This is a messenger RNA of Annulohypoxylon truncatum, 2188 nucleotides long. RefSeq lists its product as uncharacterized. The coding region runs from base 457 to 1590 and encodes 377 amino acids. The transcript has a single exon. Lineage: Eukaryota; Fungi; Ascomycota; Sordariomycetes; Xylariales; Hypoxylaceae. The record is from RefSeq and is a predicted model, not a curated record.
UGUUGGGAGAAACUUGGCCCAUAUCUCUUAGAUUUACUGGCCUUCACGCAUUGUGAAGGGGAGGAGGAAGAACUGAGGCCAUACUUCACCGGCGGAGGGGAGGCCCCCCUAUACAACGUACAUGGCAUCCUUAUAUUCUGAGACGCCGGCAUAGUCGACAACUAUAGUCUCUCGGCGACGACAUCAUCAGCGUAACGACCUGCUCCGCAAUUCUGCCCUAAUGACUGUGUUUACCACACUUCUACCACAAUCAAAAAUUCCUAUUCUCUUUUCCUUUCCUUCUUCCUUUCACCUUCCACUUCACCUCUCUCACUUCACAUCAUCUUCCUCCCAACCAUCCUCUUCUCUUACCAAAACACUCCGCACACACUUCCUUGAACACAAGCUCGCCUUUGGCACAAGCUUGUUUUCUUUCUUCUCAAGUUGCAACGCUUUUCUCGAACACUUUAUUCAAUCAUGCCAAUCUACGCUGAAAACAUGGGUUCCUCUCCCAAGAGUACCAGCUCUGCCGAGACUGGCUCCGGCAUCCGUGACUCGGCCACCGCAACUUCUGGCGGUGCCAACACCAACGCUCAGCGCAAUGUCACCUCGGGUGGACGCACUAACCGCCAGCCUAUCAUCACCUCGAUCAAUGACAACGCCGACAUCGAGACAUCUGCUGCUUUGCUCGAAGCCGACGAGAAUGCCGAGUCGUUUGAUACUCCUGGCUCGAACUACGCCGACGCUCAAAGCGUCGUGACGCCCAUUCGUCGCAUCAGCAGUAUCAUCCACUCCGAGCCCAUUGACAUCCCGGCUCGUCGCAACGGUAACGGCCACGCCGCUACCUCGCCCCUCCGCGGCGCCCCCCGCGACGUAUUCACUCCGGGCCGCCCUCCCAACACGGGUCCUCGCCACGUCGGUCCCGACCCUGCUCUCUUGACUACUCCCGUUGGAGCUGGUCGAGUGGUUAGCCCUACCUUCCGCCGCCUCAUGUCGCCUCCCAACGUCAUGGGCCGUAACCUGACCCCUCCCGCGGUCCGUCCUAGCGUCUCUUCACCCGCUGCUGCUGCAGCUCCCGUGGUGACUGCCGACCUGGCUAUCCAGACCGAUGAAGGCGAGGGUAUCUUCACUAUGGACGACGUCCCUGGUAGCCAUGACCGCUCGAGCGUCUUAUCCAACGGCGAUCGCGUUCUACAGAUCACUAGUCCCACUGAUGGCGUCUUCUUUCCGGUCACUUUCCCCGAUGGUACGCCUAGCUCUUCGCGCGCCCGUGGAAGUGGAAGCGGCACUGUCUGCGGACCUCGCGGUCCUCGUGGCACUCAGGACAAUCGCAGCGGUCGUGACAACGGAACCGGCACCGUCUGCGGCCCUCGCGGCCCUCGCGGCCAUCCUGACAUGGGAACUGACACCACCCGCCGCGCCCGCAACACCCGCGACACCAACCUUCUGAGCAGCUCUGUGACCUCUCUGAUGCCUGUCUCUUCUCACGGCGGCAGUCAGUCUUCGCACGACGGCGAGGACGUCGACCGAACCAUCCGCGUUCGCGGCCCGCGCAUCGUCAGCUGCGGACCUCCUGCCCACGUCGUUACGGCUAUUCCGGUAAGUUGUUGAAGCCUUUUUUUAUUUGAACGGGAGCUAAUGUGAAUAUAAAAACAGUCCAGCUCGUCGCUGUCUACGGAGGCAUCCGCGGACCUCGAGCACCAGCCGCUCCUCACCACGUCUUCGCGACGCCGCCGCUCCUACGGCGCUAUUCCUGGUCGCGACAACGAGGGCGAUGGCAUGGGCCAGGACCAAGGUCAGCGAGAUGGCGGUUUCUGGAGCCGCUUCACUCGUUCGGAGGUUGUCUUGUCCGCCAUGUUCCUCUGCUCAGUCGCCUUCGGCUUCAGCUUCAUGGUUCUGGUCAUGGUUCAUCUCUGGCGCUCCUCUUAAGGCAGACUACCUAGGCACGUGGAAAGGUAGUCGCAUGUGAAUUCAUGCGCACGGAAUGGAGAUGAGACGAAGCAAGAGUGCGGUAUGGCUAUGGCUUUUAGGUAGUACCCACUGACGAUAUGUCACUCGGACCAAGUACGCAUAUAUGGAUGCGAAUGCACUGUGGUCCCAAUGAAUAAAUGCACCCCUUUCCCCCAACUUUGGCGAGGUAGUUCGUGACUUUCGUGUUCGUGACUGGCUUUACGUUAGGGUUGGCAUUUUUACUAUACGUAUAGUAACU